AUGACUGUGUUCUCCACAGCAUCUAAAGAGAGGGGCGCUUAUAUCGCCUUUGAGGCGGAGUGGAGCCUGACGCUGCAGGAAGAGGCCACAGCCAUUCUCUACAGGGAUAACCAUGGGCGCGGGCACGCGGACGGCGCUUGCGCAGCUUCUCGCCCCGCCCCGCCCCGCCCCGCCCCGGCUGGGACGGCAAGGGGCGGGGCCGAGUGCGGGCUUCCCGGGGACCUGGGGGUCCCCAGUGCGAGCGCUCCGUGGGUCCUUAGGGGACUUGCGCGGGGAGCGCUGCGUCCCAGUCAUCGGGCCGGCGGGGGUGCGCGCUGCAGCGGGCGCAGACUCCUUCGGCCACCGCCGCUUGUCCCGCGCGCCCCGCCCGGGCGUCGGCGCUCCGGCGUCCUGGCUGCCGGCGCCCUGGCCUGGCUGCUCCUCUGGGCGGCUGGGCUGGUCGGCAGGCUCGCCGCGGACCUCAGCGAUGCCCCCUUCCACUCUGGUAUAAGGGCCACUUGUUCUGAAAUCAUUUUGAGGCAAGAAUUUUUGAAAGAUGGUUUCCACAGAGACCUGGUAAUAAAAGUGAAAUUUGGAGAAAGCAUUGAGGACUUGCAGACUUGCCGACUCUUAAUUAGACAUUACAUCCCAACAGGACUUUUUGUGGAUCCGUAUGAGCUGGCUUCAUUACGAGAGAGAAACGUGACUCAGGCAGUGAUGGUGUCAGAAAACUUUAAUAUAGAAGCCCCCAACUACUUGUCCAAAGAAUCCGAGGUCCUCAUCUAUGCACGACAAGAUGCACAGUGCAUCGAUUGCUUCCAGGCCUUUUUGCCUGUGCACUAUCGCUAUCAUCGGCCGCAUAGGAAAGAUGGAGACACCCUGAUUGUGGUCAACAACCCAGAGUUACUGAUGUACUGUGACCAAGAGUUCCCUGUUUUGAAAUGCUGGGCUCAGUCAAAAGUGGCAGCUCCCUGUGCUUUGAAAAGUGAAGAGAUCUGCCAGUGGAACAGCAUGCAGUAUAAAUCAAUACUGAAGAAUUUGACCCUGCAAGUUCCUGUGGGACUGACUAUACACACCACUUUAGUGUGUUCUGUGACUCUGCUUAUUACCAUCCUGUGUUCUACUUUGAUCCUGUUAGCUGUUUUCAAAUAUGGCCAUUUUUCCCUGUAAGUUUUACAUAGUUAGAUGUUUUCUAGGAACCUAAUAAAUGAGAUCUAUUACUUUGUGACAAGAA
This is a messenger RNA of Peromyscus maniculatus bairdii (prairie deer mouse), 1213 nucleotides long. The record is from RefSeq and is a predicted model, not a curated record. NCBI's taxonomy places the organism in Eukaryota, Metazoa, Chordata, Mammalia, Rodentia, Cricetidae.